Exophiala xenobiotica is the source of this 2632-nucleotide messenger RNA. RefSeq lists its product as uncharacterized. The transcript is spliced from 6 exons. The record is from RefSeq and is a predicted model, not a curated record. The coding region runs from base 536 to 2452 and encodes 638 amino acids. Gene Ontology annotation, molecular function: copper ion binding; oxidoreductase activity. Lineage: Eukaryota; Fungi; Ascomycota; Eurotiomycetes; Chaetothyriales; Herpotrichiellaceae.
CGUGGCUCGCGGAGCUCCGUUCACUAGUGUCCUGACUCUUCUGAAUUUCAGCCAUCUUCUCUUCAGCCACCUGCACAUCAACCAUCUACGCUGCAAGCCAUCUGCACAUCAGCCGUAGCUGAACCCCCAUCACUCCUGCAUAUCCGUAUUGGCCUGCUGCUCGGUCUGCUUCUCCUUGACAUCUAGGCCACCAGCAUUCGGCUCUGGUCUGACUCAGGCUUAUUCGUCACCUCGCACAGGAUGGUUCGCUUUGCAAGUGUCAGAGCUCCGUGAGCUUCCCCCAGGUUGCUACUUCAGGCGACCGGCAGAUAUUGAUGCAGAUCACAAUGCGGGAGCUGCAAUCCGAUCUCACGCUGAGCCCGAGCGACCAGACUACAACCAGGUGCCUCUGCUGCCAACAGGACCUUCGAACCUCCCCAAUGUACCUGGCCAUGGCGAGAUCUCCCCAUCAGAGCCGAAGCCGCUCCGCAGAGGGCCAAUCUUUCAGCCUCCAGGUAUACGGCCAGGAAGCAAGUUCAUAUGUGAUUAUUCGAACAUGAUCGGGUGGGAAUCUUGCUCGACUGAGACAGACAGGUCAUGCUGGUUGAAGAAUGCCGACAUGGGUCAGUUCGAUAUCAACACAGACUACGAAGCACUGCGCCCGCACGGCAUCGUGCGCAAUUAUACACUCAAUGUGAAAGACGGGUGGUGGAAUGCGGAUGGUCAAAAUUUCACCAAUGCAAAACUGUUCAAUGACACCUAUCCUGGGCCUUGGAUCCAAGCUUGCUGGGGAGACGUUCUCAACAUCACCGUCGUGAACAACCUCCAAUACAAUGGGACAGCGAUACACUGGCAUGGACUCCGACAAUUUCUUACUAUGCAUAUGGAUGGCGUUCCAGGGGUGACACAAUGCCCGAUAGCACCUAAGGACAGUUUCAGCUAUAUUAUCAAUACGACCCAGUACGGGAGCUCCUGGUACCACUCUCAUUACUCACUGCAGUAUGCUGAUGGUCUGGCCGGUCCCAUUACCAUUCACGGCCCAACAUCAGCUCCCUAUGACGAGCCAGCUGAGAUACCCUUGCUGUUGACAGACUGGAGUCAUUGGAGUAUGUUCCAAAACGACAGCUUGAUAAACGGAACAAUCCUAUUGAAUGGUCGAGGAAAUGUGACUCGAUUCGGAUGCGAGUCGCAGCCGAACAGAUGCAGCAAUUGGACGCAGAUCCCCACGAUAGAGACACUACACUUUGACCCGCUACCUCUUUACGAUACGCCAUCAUCCAAGUCACGACCAAAGCGGUAUCUGCUCCGUAUCAUCAACACCUCCUUCGAGACUCAAUUUGUCUUCUCGAUCGACAAUCACAAUCUAACGGUCGUCACUGCCGACUUCGUACCUAUACAACCCUAUUCCACGCAUUCCAUUCUCGUCGGUAUCGGUCAACGCUACAACCUCAUUGUCGAGGCAAACCCCAUAGGCCCUAACCACGUGGGUCGCAAGGAUUUCUGGAUUCGAACUGGCAUUGCCCACUGCUUCAAGCACUGGUCCGACAAUGCGAAAUACAACAUCGAAGGAUACAACGUCACUGGCAUCUUAACGUACAGAAAGGGAGCCCCCGAGACACCUUCAUCUACACCGUGGACAGACUUCUCACUUGAAUGUGAAGAUGAAAACGCGGGAAACCUGGUUCCAAUCGUGCCUUGGCUGGUCGGCCCGGCGGCGAACAGCAUCCCAGCUAGUAACAGCACCGGAGAGGAGCGUGACGUAAACCUCAAUACCAAAAAACUCGAUCCCAACAUUACUUACCCAUUGGCACUGUUCUCUCUGGAAUUACCUGACCACACCACAUUCAAUCCCCUUCGCGUCGACUACGACAAUCCUAUGUUCUUCCAGCUGAAUCAACCAUUGAGCCAUCGGUGGCCGACACCGUCGGUUGUGAUCCCGGAGAAUCUGAAGGAGACAGAUUGGAUCUAUCUACUCAUCCAAGGAAACAAGGCCACCGGGCAUUCGACUAGUGGAGCACAUCCGAUACACCUGCACGGUCACGAUUUUGCAAUACUCAACCAGAGUUAUUCGGGAUUUUUCAAUCCUGGCGACCCGCUUAAUACCUGCAACCCUGCUCGUCGGGAUGUAGUGCUAUUGCCCACGAACGGUUGGGUCAUGAUCGCAUUCAAAGCCGACAAUCCGGGUAAUUGGUUGAUGCAUUGUCACAUCGCCGGUCACGCCUCUUUUGGGCUUGGGGCGCAAAUUCUUGAACGCCAAUCUGAUGCGAAUGCUAUCUGGCCUCAUCCAUCAGAUGGCUCAACCAAUUAUUGUGGCAAGUAUGCGCAGUCAAAUGCACUCUGUCGGGCAUCGCAGAUCUGUGACAAGUGGAAAGCAUGGCAUAGUGAUUGUCGCAAUUGGUGGGCAGACAAGGGGCAGGAUCCCUGCAAAAGCAAGACAGACCCAUGGUACUUCUUGCCUGAUUCUGGUAUUUGAAGAAGAGCAUGGGAAACAUUGGAGACUGGAAGCCCGGGAGUCUCUGGCUGUGCGUCCCUAUGCGAAUGGACUUGGAGGAGGUCCAAAAUUUCGAAGGAGUAUUCCUCCGCAUAGGUGGCAUUCCUAGAUCCAACCAGUGUCCAUCCAUGUAUGAUCAAGGCUGGUGGCCCUCCGCCCCAG